CUUUUCCAAUUUGAGAUCGUUACCUACCGACCUUUCCCCUAUGAUACCUAAAUAUUAUCCCCCGUCUCACGCCCCGAAUUCUUGAAAUUGAAACACUCGCUCACCUACAUACAAAUACAACACCAAACUCUUUGAUAUUGAACUCUUCAAUGACUUUUCUUCAAUAGCCGUCAUCAUACUAAAUUGCUAAAAAUGGACUUGCACGAGGCGCAAGUCUACUUGCAGGCUUCGCUUCACGAAAUAUCCUACGCUUUCCAAAAAGUCCCUGGAAGUGCCGUUUUGGUUCGAUACAUACAGUCAAGCUACCAGAAUGAUCCCGUUCGAUCUGCGAUAGAACUUAUACUCGUUAUAUUCUUCGUUCGAUACCUUCUGUCGCCUUCCUAUCCUACCCACGAUCCCAACUACGUGAAGCUCCGCGAUGACGAGAUCGAUGAGCUCGUUAGAGAUUGGGAGCCCGAACCGCUCGUCGCUCCUCAGACGCCGCUUGAAGAAGCAGAAGCUGAGAGGCAACCUGUCAUUGUUGGACCGACGGGUCCGAAGGUGAAGCUGUCCAGCGGAAAGACUGUCGUGAACUUGGCCUCUUACAACUUCUACAACUUCAACGCGAGCGAGCCGAUUAAGGAGAAGGCGAUCCAGACACUGCGCACCUACGGAGUUGGCCCUUGCGGUCCCCCGCAGUUUUACGGCAACCAGGAUGUCCACAUGCAAACUGAGCAAGAUAUCGCCAUGUUCCUCGGUACCCAGAGCUGUAUCAUCUACGCCCACGCUUUCUCUACCAUCUCUAGUGUUAUCCCGACCUUCUGCAAGCGCGGUGAUGUCAUCGUAGCUGAUAGGAUGGUCAACUACUCGAUUCGCAAAGGACUAGAGGCUUCCCGGAGCAACAUUAAAUGGUACGAGCAUAACGAUAUGGAAGACUUGGAACAGGUUAUGAAGAAAGUGGCCGAAGAGCAAGCAAAGAAGAAGAUCUUGACUAGGCGAUUCAUUGUUACCGAGGGACUUUUCGAGAUGGUUGGCGAUUGUUCUAACCUUCCUAAGCUCGUUGAAUUGAAGGAAAAAUACAAGUUCCGCAUCGCUCUAGACGAGACCUGGUCGUUUGGCGUACUUGGCCGUAACGGACGAGGACUUACCGAGGCGCAGAAUGUGGACUCGGAGGCUGUUGAUAUGAUCAUUGGCUCUAUGGCUGGACCUCUCUGUGCUGCCGGUGGAUUCUGCGCUGGUUCAAAGGACGUGGUACGACACCAGCGUAUCAAUGCCGCAUCGUACACCUAUUCGGCUGCUCUACCUGCUAUGGCUGCUGUCACGGCUAGUGAGACGCUGAAUGUUCUACAAUGCAACCCCGAUAUCCUACAAGCAUGCCGAGACAACAUUCAAGCUAUGAGGGCACAACUCGAUCCCCGUAGCGAAUGGGUCCGAUGUACAAGCGACCCCGAGAACCCGAUCAUGCUACUGGUGUUCAAGCCUGAGGUGGUCUCAUCGAGACGACUGAGUAACGAAGAUCAAGAGCGACUGUUCCUCGAGAUUACGGAUGAGACACUCGCCAACGGCGUACUGAUUACGCGAUUGAAGAGCUCCCCGCUGAUCGGCAGUAUCGGUACCAAGGACAUAGAUAUUAAGCCUGCCUUGAAGGUCUGUAUCACGUCGGGCUUGUCCAAGAAGGAAAUCGAAAAGGCUGGAACGACGAUUCGACACGCCAUCACCAAGAUUAUGACCCGGAAACCCAAUCGGCAGUCGUCGUCACUAGCUGCUUAGGAGACAUUCAGUUUCUCGUGAUCUUGUUCACGACUGCUUCACGUUGCUUCACGAUAUGACGCGAGAUGAGGUAGUUGUAUGUAUAACGGCUAUUAUAAUACGACGUGGGCAUGAGCUUGGUUUAAGAUGGAUAAGAGGUACUCAGAUCCGCUUCGAUUAAUGAUUGUAGG
Daldinia vernicosa is the source of this 1919-nucleotide messenger RNA. RefSeq names its product PLP-dependent transferase. Bases 193 to 1749 code for a protein of 518 amino acids. NCBI's taxonomy places the organism in Eukaryota, Fungi, Ascomycota, Sordariomycetes, Xylariales, Hypoxylaceae. Gene Ontology annotation, cellular component: endoplasmic reticulum. The transcript has 4 exons. Gene Ontology annotation, molecular function: serine C-palmitoyltransferase activity; pyridoxal phosphate binding. Gene Ontology annotation, biological process: ceramide biosynthetic process; sphingosine biosynthetic process. The record is from RefSeq and is a predicted model, not a curated record.